CUAUGGGGUUAAGAGUUCGGCUUCGCUUGUUUAAAACUGUGGUAAAUGGUUGUCAACAAUUAAAAAGGUUCAGCAGUGACUUUGGACUCUCCUACUUCCACAACCCAGGCAAUGAGCCUCUACACUACCUGACCAUUGGCCAGCUGGCCAGUAGAGCGGCCAAUCGCUGGCCAGACAAGGAAGUGUUUGUAUCCCUUGUCGAUUCUUCCAGAAUCACAUUCAGUCAGGCUGAACAGCAGGCCAACAAGCUAGCAGCUGGGUUUCUAGAGCUGGGUCUUCAGCCUGGAGACAGACUAGGUAUUUGUAGUCCAAACUCUACACAAUGGUUCCUUACUGCGGUGGCAGCAGCCAAGGCUGGGCUCAUUCUGGUGUCUAUGAACCCCGCAUACUUGACCCACGAGUUGGAAUACUGUAUGCAUAAAGUUGGGGUUCGCGCCAUUGUGACGGAUGAGAGCUACAGAGUCCAAAACUACUACAAGAUGAUCUGUGAUAUCGUGCCUGGAUUAGCCAACUCGCCAGUCAACUCUAAAGUGAAUUGCAGCAAACUGCCAAACUUUUCUGUACUGAUUGUCAACUCUGAGAAGGUCUUCCCAGGGGCUUACCGGUUUUGUGACGUAAUGGAAGCUUCAGGCAGCCUUCAAGAAUUGCAAGCCAUAAGUAAAACAUUGAGGCCUGAAAACAAUGGGAACAUUCAAUUUACAUCGGGUACAACAGGGAAGCCAAAAGCAGUGCCACUGACACAUUUCAAUCUUGUCAAUAACUCUUACUGCUUCGGUAAAAGGCUGGGAAUGGACAAACAACACUACAAGAUUCUAGCUCAGUCUCCAUUCUUCCAUGUGUUGGGAUACAUCAGUGCUCUCAUGGCCAGCCUCAACUUUGGUAGUACGAUUGUCCUUCCCUCGCCUACCUUCAGUGUGCCUGACUCUUGUGAGGCCAUCAAGAAGGAGAAAUGUACCAUGCUACUAGGUACCCCCACCAUGUAUGUGGACCUGUGUAGUUAUGUCAAGAGUCUGCCACUAGAGGAGCAACAGCAGCACCUGUCUCCAGAGGUAGCUGUCAGUGGUGGAGCACUCUGCUCUCCUGAACUGUUCCGCAAGAUGAAGACCACCUUCGACUGUGACAGGGUAGUGUCAGUGUAUGGACUGACGGAGACGACAGCAAUGUGUUUUCAAUCUACACCAGAGGACUCUGAGUAUCAGAUGACUUCUACGGUCGGAAAGAUCAGUGAACAUGUUGAGGCCAAAGUAGUGGAUUCUUCCGGAAAGACUGUUCCCAUGGGAGAGACAGGAGAGCUGUGGAUGAGAUCCUUCAACAACAUGACAGGAUAUUGGGAAGAUCCUCAUGGAACAGAAAACAUCCUUACCAGAGAUUACUGGAUCAAAACUGGAGAUAAGUUUGUCCUCUCCCCUGAUGGCUAUGGACAAGUGGUUGGAAGGAUUAAGGACAUGAUUAUCCGAGGAGGAGAGAAUAUUUCACCCAAGGAGGUUGAGGACUUUUUAGCGACACAUCCUAAUAUCCUGGAAGCCCAGGUUUAUGGAGUGUUAAGUGAGCGGCUCGGGGAAGAAGUAGGCUGCAGUCUAAGGUUGCAGCCUGGAGCUCAAAUAUCCGAACAGGAGGUCGUAGACUUCUGCAAGGGUCAGAUUUCCUACUUCAAAAUACCAAAGUAUGUAGAAGUGCUUAAGGAAUUCCCCAAAACUGGCUCUGGAAAAAUACAAAAGUUUAAGCUACGAGAGGCAAUGGAGAGAAAACUAGGAUUAAGAAAAUAGAUCUGAUGGCAAUAGUGACUGUUUGUUGUUGUUUUCCCUGUUUACAUUAAUAUGAUAAGACUAACAAAGUUCUGUAUAUAAAAUCUCUUUAUGAUCAAAUAAAUUUGUGUAUCAGCUCUGUUUUAACAGAUAUGUUAUAACAAUAGA
Molecule: messenger RNA, 1913 nt
Organism: Macrosteles quadrilineatus (aster leafhopper)
Lineage: Eukaryota; Metazoa; Arthropoda; Insecta; Hemiptera; Cicadellidae
Product: medium-chain acyl-CoA ligase ACSF2, mitochondrial-like
Exons: 12
Coding region: 3-1766 (587 amino acids)
Biological process (GO): fatty acid metabolic process
Molecular function (GO): medium-chain fatty acid-CoA ligase activity
Source: RefSeq, a predicted model, not a curated record